Molecule: messenger RNA, 1341 nt
Organism: Brachypodium distachyon (stiff brome)
Lineage: Eukaryota; Viridiplantae; Streptophyta; Magnoliopsida; Poales; Poaceae
Product: exosome complex component RRP42
Exons: 7
Coding region: 129-989 (286 amino acids)
Biological process (GO): U4 snRNA 3'-end processing; nuclear polyadenylation-dependent mRNA catabolic process; TRAMP-dependent tRNA surveillance pathway
Cellular component (GO): cytoplasmic exosome (RNase complex); nuclear exosome (RNase complex)
Source: RefSeq, a predicted model, not a curated record
AUCCCGACCGCCGCCGCCGCCUCCUGCUCCUCCGUCUCAACAGACCUAAACCCCCGCAGUACCCUCCUCCGCCUCCCUUGGACGCCUGAGCAACCGCCGGGCUCUGCCGCGCACUGGCCGCCGAUACGAUGGUGGGGCUCUCGGAGGGGGAGAAGCACUUCAUCCGCGGGGGCAUCGCGCAGGACCUCCGCGCCGACGGCCGCACGCGGCUGCAGUUCCGACCCGUCAUCGUCGAGACCGGUGUCAUCCCCCAGGCGAACGGCUCGGCGCGCGUUAGACUCGGUGCCACCGAAGUCAUUGCUAGCGUCAAGGCUGAGUUGGGGAAACCAACCGUUCUUCAUCCUGACAAAGGAAAAGUUUCCAUUUAUGUUGAUUGUAGUCCAACCGCUGCACCUAUUUUUGAGGGAAGAGGUUCUGAAGAUUUGUCUGCUGAGCUCUCUGUUGCGCUGCAAAGAUGUUUACUGGGUGGUAAAAGUGGGGCAGGGGCUGCAAUUGAUUUAUCGUCCCUAAUUGUUCUCGAGGGAAAAGCCUGUUGGGAUUUGUACGUCGAUGGACUUGUGGUCAGUUCUGAUGGUAAUUUGGUUGAUGCACUAGCUGCUGCAAUAAAGGUUGCUUUGAGUGAUACAGGUAUACCAAAAGUUAAUGUUUCUCUUAAUGCUGAAACGGAUGGAGAACCUGAGGUUGAUGUCAGUGAUGAAGAAUUUUUGCAAUUUGACACUUCUAGUGUGCCUGUUAUAGUUACAUUGACCAAGGUUGGUAAGCACUACAUUGUGGAUGCCACCUCGGAGGAGGAAUCCCAGAUGAGCUCUGCGCUUUCGGUUUCAGUCAACAGGCGUGGUCAAAUAUGCGGGCUGACCAAGAGGGGAGGCACAGGGUUGGAUCCAACCAUAAUUUUCGACAUGAUAUCUGUGGCCAAGCAUGUAAGCCAGCGGUUCAUCUCUCUCUUGGACUCGGAGAUCGCAGCUGCUGAAGUGGUAGCGGACGAGUGAAAAAGAAGAAGCAGAAAAGAUGUCCUGACCACUACUGACUAACUGCCCUUGCAUUUGCCUCACAAGAUUUUAUUGUCUUUCUACUGCAGAAUACUUUGCACAGGCUUUUGGUUUUGGUAUUUUGUAGUGUCAAGUGCAAAAGUACUAUAUAUAUUGAUUAAUCAAGUGAAAUAUGCCACUUCUGUUGAAGUGGUAAUUGUUCCAAGGUUAGAUUGGAAUUUGGAAUCAUGUAACUCUUGAGUAGUAUCAAAGAGUUGCUACCAAGGCAUGUGAGUUGCCUAGCAUUCAAAUGAUAUACGUAGUAUAUGUGAAACUCUUCUUUACAGAUGCAACUUGUUGUACAUUUAUAUAC